Molecule: messenger RNA, 3929 nt
Organism: Vanessa atalanta (red admiral)
Lineage: Eukaryota; Metazoa; Arthropoda; Insecta; Lepidoptera; Nymphalidae
Gene: aub
Product: piwi-like protein Siwi
Exons: 18
Coding region: 164-2809 (881 amino acids)
Biological process (GO): regulatory ncRNA-mediated gene silencing
Cellular component (GO): P granule
Molecular function (GO): piRNA binding; protein binding
Source: RefSeq, a predicted model, not a curated record
UAGACAUUGAUUUAUUCUUAUUGCCAUUUUCAUUUUAGUUGACUUUUUAGUAUUAGUAAUUUGUCUACGGUUGAACGUUUAUUGAUUAUCUAGAUUCAGCUAAAGUAAAACAUGUCUGAACGUGGUCGAGGAAGAGCCCGCGGACGUGCGGGAAGAGGAGGUGAUGGAACUGGACAACCACCGAGAAGGCCUGGGGAGCUACCUGGGCCUUAUCAGCAACAACCAAGUCAACCGGGGCCCAGACCGCAACCACCCUCGGCUUGGGGUCCUCCGUCUGUUGCUCCUCCAGUUAGAGCUGGUAUGCCUGCGCCGUCUGUUGGCAGGGCCUCCCAUCGAACUACUCCUUCAACUCAUGAACACCCAGGAGAUGUCGAUAUUCAACAAAGAAUGCAAACAAUUGCAAUAUGUAUCCCAACCAUCAGCUAGUGGAGAGCCAGGGUCAGCAGUUGUCGGUCGUGGAUCACGUAGAGGUGGUGGACGUGUCUUGCCAGAACAAAUGCAGAUCAUGCGCACUCGUCCUGAAACAGUGACUUCCAAGAAAGGAAGUACUGGAACACCAUUGGAUUUGUCCGCAAACUACUUCACCGUUGAAACAACUCCAAAUUGGUCCCUCUAUCAAUAUCAUGUUGAUUUCUCACCAGAAGAAGAUAACACUGGAAUUCGUAAAGCGCUAUUACGUAUUCACGCAAAAACACUUGGAGGAUAUAUAUUUGAUGGUUCUACAUUGUAUACUGUAUCUCGAUUACAUCCAGAGCCAUUGGAAUUGUACUCUGAUCGUACUACAGACGGUGCCCGCAUGAGAUUAUUAGUCAAGCUUACCUGCCAAGUAAGCCCUGGUGACUAUCACUACAUUCAAAUAUUCAACAUCAUUAUAAGAACAUGCUUCAGCAUAAUGCAACUGCAGCUAAUGAACAGAGAUUUCUUUGAUCCGGCUGCAAAGAUUGAUAUACCUGAGUAUAAGCUUCAAAUAUGGCCAGGAUAUAAAACUACUAUCAAUCAAUAUGAAGAUCGCCUUCUAAUGGUGACUGAAAUCACACACAAAGUUCUACGAAUGGACACAGUGCUUCAAAUGCUUAAAGAGUAUGCAUCAACCAAGGGUGCAAAUUAUAAAAAAAUAUUUUUGGAAGACAUUGUUGGUAAAAUUGUCAUGACAGACUACAACAAAAAAACAUACAGGGUCGAUGAUGUAACUUGGAACGAGACGCCGAGAUCGACUUUCAAAAUGAAAAAUGAAAAUGUCUCGUAUCUCGACUACUACACCAAGAAAUACAAUAUCAAGAUUCAAGACGGUGGCCAGCCGCUACUGAUAUCUCGCUCGAAGGCCCGCGACAUCCGCGCCGGCAUGCCCGAGCUGGUGUACCUGGUGCCGGAGCUGUGUCGGCAGACCGGCCUGUCGGACGACAUGCGCAGCAACUUCCAGCUGAUGCGCUCGCUCGCCGUGCACACCAAGAUCGGACCGGACGUGCGCAUUCAGAGGCUGCUCAACUUCAAUCGCCGUCUCACACAAAAUAAGCAAGUCGUAGAGGAACUGGCUAAAUGGAAUAUGAAAUUAUCGAACUCAUUGGUACGCUUCAAAGGUCGCCAACUUCCGGCUGAAAACAUAGUUCAAGGUAGCAAUGCUAAGUACCCAGCUGGUGAUACCAAUGAUGGCUGGACUAGAGAUAUGCGAUCUAAAAACUUGUUUACCAUCGCGAAUUUGCCUUCUUGGGUUGUCAUAACACCUGAGCGACAGCGUAGGGAUACAGAAAGUUUCGUAGAAUUGAUUAUGAAGACUGGAAAUGGCGUAGGCUUCAGAAUGCCUAGACCAGAAAUAGUUACUAUCCAGCGUGAUGGUCAGAUGGAGUAUGCUGGAAUGUGCGAAAAUGUUAUCGCAAGAAAAAAUCCUGCAAUGAUAGUUUGUGUCCUGGCUCGAAAUUAUGCUGACAGGUAUGAAGCCAUCAAGAAAAAAUGCACUGUGGAUCGCGCUGUACCCACCCAAGUGAUUUGCGCCCGAAAUAUGACUAGCAAAUCUGCCAUGUCCAUAGCUACUAAAGUGGCUAUCCAAAUCAAUUGCAAGCUCGGCGGAGCGCCAUGGACCGUCGAAAUCCCACUGCCCACUCUCAUGGUGGUGGGCUACGACGUGUGCCACGACACUCGCUCUAAGGAGAAGAGCUUCGGCGCAUUUGUGGCGACCCUGGACCGUCAGAUGACUCACUACUACACUAGCGUCAACGCGCACACGUCGGGCGAGGAACUCAGCGCACACAUUGGAUUCAAUAUCUUGUGCGCUGUGCGAAAGUACCGCGAGAGGAAUGGUGUAUUGCCUGGACGCAUCUUCUUUUACCGCGAUGGCGUAGGCGAUGGCCAAAUUCCAUACGUCAAAAGCCACGAAGUGGAGGAGAUUAAGAAGAAACUAGCUGAGGUCUAUGGUAACACUGACAUCAAAAUGGCGUUCAUCGUUGUUUCAAAGAGAAUUAAUACGAGAGUAUUCAUUGACCGCGGUCGCACCGGCGAGAAUCCUCGUCCUGGCACUGUAAUAGACGACGUGGUUACUUUGCCAGAGAGAUACGACUUCUUCUUGGUAUCCCAGAAUGUGCGCGAAGGAACUAUCGCUCCCACUUCUUACAACGUCAUCGAAGAUACCUCGAGCUUAGAUCCAGACCGCAUCCAGCGCCUGACGUACAAGCUGACGCACAUGUACUUCAACUGCUCGACGCAGGUGCGCGUGCCGGCCGUCUGCCAGUACGCGCACAAGCUGGCCUUCCUGGCCGCCAACAGUCUGCACAACCAGCCGCACUACUCGCUCAACGAAACUCUUUAUUUCCUUUAAUUUUUUUAUUUUUUUUACUAUUUUUUUUAAUCAAUUCGCUUAGUUGAACCACCUGAUUUCUAUUGAUAAGUUUUUAUUAUUACUAUUAUACAGCUCACGUUGCAUUUAAUUUAGUUUAUAGUUUCAGUGCUUGGAUGGAUAUAGUUCCUAUAUAGUUGUUUUUGUUGAAGUAGUCAAGUUGAGCAUUUAACAAUCUUAUUAUUAAACAUAUGUCACUUAUAAACUACAGGAGUAAUUCUGGAUAACAUAUAUUGGUGUUUCAAUCUUAAUAGUUCAUAAGAUUUUUGCUUACACAUUUCAAUUACGAAAUGUUGUAAUUUGCUUUUUUGUUCAUGUGUAUUUAUAAAUUACACUUAUUAUCUACACAUUUUUCAUAAGAUAUAUUGAUGUUUCAAUGUUAUUAAUAAGACUGUAAUUUUUCGAUUAUUCGAUACUUACGUAUUGAAGACGAAAGUAAAAAAAAAAUGCAGCUGCAUUCGGCUGUUAAAAUAUAGAACAUUUUGAGGAAUUUAAAAUUUGUCUGUGUUUAAGUGUCAUAUUAAGUGUUAGAUUUAGAAAAUAUAUAAGACUUGAUAAAAAAUUUACUCUUUUGAAUUACCGUGUUUUUUAAUUGUUAAUAAAUGUUUUAAAUAGUUUACACAUGGCCUAAGUACAGUUAUUACAUUUGUGACAAUUAAACGAUUCCAAAUACUACUAAUCAUAAGGUAAGGAAUAUUUUAUUCAGUAUAUUUCGUAGCAGGCCCGUCUUAACCCGGGGUGCAGGGAGUGCAAAAAAUCCUAGACAACACGUGUUUGUUAAAAUAGGGAGAUCGCCAGAACACUGCUUGUUACCCGGGUUUGUUGUGUUUAAGACUAUCUCAUAGUGUAAGGAGAAUGAACCUGGAUUGUUCAAAUUAUUUUUUUUUCUACCUCGUUUUUACAUGUUAACUUAUACUAAAAGUAUAAAUUGCGAAAGACUAAUAGGAAGGACUUGAUCUGUUUUUGAAUGCCAUUAUAAAAGUAUUAAGAGUCAGAAUCGCUUGUCACAGUGAUUAUUAUUAAUUAUAUUUUUUUAGAAUAUAUAACAUUUUUUAAAACGUGAUUACUUUUGUUACUUUAUAUUGAAUAAAGUCUAAUAUCU